GAAGGGGCCGCAGGCGGAGGUCGCGAUGGCGCUGGAAAGCGGCAUGAAGUGCGUCAAGUUCCUGGUGUUUUUCUUCAACUUCUUGUUCUGGGUGUGCGGCAUCGCCCUCGUGGGCCUCGGCAUUUAUGUGCAGGUGAUGCUGAACAAGUCGCUGACCAUGCAUAACCUCUCGGCCUCGGGCCCUGCCAUUGUCAUCAUUGCUGUUGGCGUCGUCAUCUUCUUCAUCUCCUUCUUCGGCUGCUGCGGGGCCUGGAAGGAGAGUUACUGCAUGGUCACCACGUUCGCCGUUCUGCUGACCCUGAUUUUCCUGGUGGAGAUCGCGGCAGCCAUUGCCGGCUAUGUCUUCAAGGACAAGGUGCGCAAGACACUGGAGGAUGAACUGUGGAGGGAGAUGCGCAACUACACCAACGACAAGCUGGUGAAGGAGGCCGUGGACGAGCUGCAGAAGCAGUACAUGUGCUGCGGGGCCAACAACUACACGGACUGGGAGACCAUCCCCGGGUUCAAGGAGAACCAGACCGUCCCGCUGUCCUGCUGCCGGACCAACGCCACAGCCAAGUGCAAUGGGCGCCCAACCCCUGACACCAUCUACACCGAGGGCUGUCUCAAGACCAUGGAGGCCUGGAUGAAAAAGCACAUUGUGGUGGUGGCAGCUGUGGCACUGGGCAUCGCCUUCUUCGAGAUCCUGGGCAUCGCUUUCGCCUGCUGCCUCAUGAAGGGCAUCCGCAGCGGCUACGAGGUCAUGUAGCCGCCUCAUCCCCGACCUCUGACCCCGCAAGGCUCCUGACCCCCUGCAUGGGGGGCCAUGGGGUCUCCUCACUCUGCCUCUCCCCUGCCAGGCCCCAGGGGUCCUGCCCUUCCCCGCCCCCCUUGCCAAACGCCCCCCUGUGGUGGGGGGCAUUGCCACAGUUUUUAAGAUAGGGAAAUGCCACCUUGUUUUGAAAAUAAAGAGGCUUCCCCUGGAGCA
Alligator sinensis (Chinese alligator) is the source of this 967-nucleotide messenger RNA. It is a transcript of the gene CD63, whose product is annotated as CD63 molecule. Lineage: Eukaryota; Metazoa; Chordata; Crocodylia; Alligatoridae. The transcript has 10 exons. Bases 26 to 748 code for a protein of 240 amino acids. Gene Ontology annotation, cellular component: membrane. The record is from RefSeq and is a predicted model, not a curated record.